AUGCUCAUCUCGACCCUGCUCACGGCCCUUUGCGCCGUUCGAGCCGUCAAUGCUCUCGCCCAGGAAUCUACCAUCGCUUUCCACGGCGGAAAGGACUCGGUCAGACUUGGUGGGAAAGGCACCUCUGGUGUGAUACUGCUAGACAGUGAUGACUGGCCUGGGGUCAUUAGAGCUGCUGGUGAUCUCGCUGCGGAUUUCGGUCGCGUCACUGGGACGAACCUGACACGGCACUUGCUCAAUGACAAGACCUCGAACUCAUAUCAUGCGAAAACAGCUAUUAUAGCCGGCACAAUUGGACACUCGAAGCUUCUCGAUUCCCUCAUCCAGAGUGGCAAGAUUGACGUCAAUUCAACGGAGGGGAAGUGGGAGGCAUUCCAGACGGAGAUUGUUAAGAACCCCAUCGACGGCGUUGCAAACGCUCUGGUCAUCGCGGGAAGCGAUAAGCGUGGUGCGAUCUACGGACUUUAUGAUAUUUCCGAACAGAUUGGUGUCUCGCCGUGGUACUGGUUUGCUGAUUCCGCCCCGGCGCAACACCCGCAAAUCUACGCGUUGAAGAAGAAGAAGAUCCAGGGCCCUCCGUCUGUCAAGUAUCGUGGUAUCUUCAUCAACGACGAACAGCCGGCUAUCACGAACUGGAUCAAUGCGAACUACCCCGAGGCAAAGUACGGCCCGGGGUUCAAUGCAGACUUCUAUUCCCAUGUCUUCGAGCUCCUCCUUCGUCUCCGUGCCAACUACCUUUGGCCCGCAUCGUGGAAUAACAUAUUUCACCUGGACGACCCCCGAAACUCGCCUACUGCAGAUGAGUAUGGUAUUGUUAUGGGCACUAGCCAUACCGAGCCGAUGAUGCGCUGGACGAAGGAACAGGGCCUCUUGUUGAACGGCGAUUGGAACUGGGAUACAAAUCGGGAGAAUGUUACUGUAUUCUUCAGAGAAGGGGCUGAGCGGACCAAGAAUUUUGAGAGUCUCUACACGCUGGGCAUGCGUGGGCUCGGAGAUGUCGCCUCGCCAACGAUCACUGCCAAAUCUCUCGGCGAUAUUGUCAACACCCAGCAGCAGGUCUUGUCAGAUGUGUUUAAUGUGUCGGACGUUUCAUCGAUUCCUCAGAUGUGGUGCCUGUACAAGGAAGUCGGUGGCUAUUUCCAGGACGGCCUGCGUGUUCCGGACGAUAUCACCCUCCUUUGGUCCGACGACAACUGGGGCAAUAUCCAGCGAUUGCCUGUGGAUAACGAGACAAGCCGCGAGGCUGGCGCUGGUGUCUACUACCAUUUCGACUACGUCGGUGAUCCCCGUGACUAUAAAUGGAUCAACACCAUCUCUCUCCAGAAGACAUGGGAACAGAUGCAUCUGGCAUACGAACGCGACGCGCGACAGAUUUGGAUCGUCAACAUGGGAGAUCUCAAGGGACUGGUGAGAGUGCUGAGCUGUUUGGAUGGAGUUACGUUCAGCCUGAUCAACUACAACGAAGCGGACAAUGUUCUGCAGGAGUGGGCAGACCUUGUGAAGGACGCCCAGAAGGUUUAUGACAGUCUUCGGCCGGCCGCUCGCCCUGCAUUCUUUGAGAUGGUUUUGCACCCCUGUAUGGCCGGGUAUGUCGUGACUGACAUCCACAUCACCGCUGGCAAGAACAAUCUGUACGCAGGACAGCGACGGACCAGUGCCAAUGCCCUCGCGCAGAAAGCUCUGGAGCUUUUCAAAGAGGACCACGAGCUGACCCAACGGUAUCAUAAUCUCUUGGACGGGAAAUGGACGCAUAUUAUGGACCAGACUCAUCUCGGAUAUGACUACUGGCAACAACCAAUGAGAAACACUCUGCCUCCUUUGGCAUACACUCAACUCCUUGAAGAGAGUCUUGCUGGAAACAUGGGCGUGUCCGUUGAAGGUAGCAAUGCAUCGGUGCCUGGAGAUGACCGGUGGCAUUCCUUGUCCAGCAACACGCUGACUCUGCCGCCAAUUGAUCCUUACGGACCAGACAGAUGGAUUGAGGUAUAUUCGCGUGGCACGGAAGGAUUCCAGUUUACGGUCAGCCCUCAUGAUUCUUGGGUCAAAGCGACACCCUCCUCGGGCAUGAUCUCGCCUUCUGGGGCCAACACGGACAUUCGAGUACAGCUGUCUGUUGAUUGGGACAAAGCACCCGCGGGCUCCAGCAUGGCGCUUAUCAAUGUGACGGUGGCUUCUGAUGACUAUGGCAACUUUCAAAUGCCUACCGUCCAGCUUCCAGUGAACAAGACGUCGGCGCCGGCCUCAUUCCACGGGUUCGUUGAGUCGGACGGUACCGUUAGCAUCGAAGCAGAGCACACGUCCCGCAACACGUCGGCAGGAAACACAUCCUACGCCGUGGUUCCUGGAUAUGGCCGUACCCUUUCUGGGGUGACAUUGCUUCCGGCCCUGGCGGAAACCCAACAGCCGCCUUCGUCUCCCCGACUGGAGUACGAUAUGUACAUCUUCUCGAACGUUACAACGGCAAAAACUACUGUCUACCUCGGGCCGUCCCUCAACACGAACCCAUCCCGUCCAUUGAAAUAUGCGAUUGCUUUCAACGACGCCGAGCCUAAGAUUGUACAGUUUGUGCCCUCUACGCCGCUGGGCACUCUUCCGUCCAACUGGGCCCAGACCGUCAGCAACGCCGUGUGGACAAACACAACCAGCCAUGAGAUAUCUGGUGGAGGCAAUAAGAACACGCUGAAGCUGUGGGCUGUCGAGCCGGGUGUUGUCUUCCAGAAGGUGGUCGUCGACUUGGGUGGUGUGCGGGACAGCUACCUGGGGCCUCCGGAGAGCCAGAUUAACCUCCUCCGGAGUCGCGCCCCGCUGCUCCGCUAUCAGCAGAAGCGCUGGGCACAGGUGCACGACGUGCGCUUCCUCGCCACGCACCACGACCCCAAUCAAGUCCUGGACCGCUACCGCUCCAAACUGCACCAGAAAGCCAAAGAAGAAGGCCACGAAUCCGUCGAGUCCCUCAAAGAAGCCUACAAGGACAAGAUCUCCGAAUUCCGCCGCAAAGCCACCACCCCCAUCACCCCGGAGCCGUCCUCGCCCGCACCUUCACAACCGCAGGGCACCACGCCCCCUCCGCCCCCGAAACCACAAGCCGACGCCUUCACCCCGCAGGCCCGCGCGGCCGCCGCCAUCCCCGAGUCCUCCUCCACCGGCAUCAAGCCGCUGAGCGCCUACCUCGACGUCGAGAAGAUCCUCUCCCUCCCGCCCAAGGAAAUCGAGGCCCUCUGGCGCCUCCGCCACGCAAACAGCGCCACCUCCAUCUGUGCCGCCAUCCCCGUCGACACCUACCAGCGCAUCGCCGACGCCGCCCGCCAAAACCCGCAGUUCAUCCUGCCGCUGCCGCGCCAGCAACAGCAACAACAGCCCGAGGGUGACGGCGCCGCCGCGGCCGCCGCCGACGCAGACGCCGGCACAGGCGCUGACAUCCACUUCCUGCAGUGGGCGUUCCACCCGGCCGCGCCGACGGUGACGAGCGGCCCGCUGGCGACGUCGCACACGUCCACGAUCAUCUUCACGAACCUGGCCGCUUACAAGCUGCACGGCGCGUUUGCGCAGCCGCACACCGUCAUCACGCACCACCUCGACCUCGCCGAUGAGAAGGGCCUCGUCCUCAUGCAUGGCCAGGUCAUGCCGGACGCCGGGGUGUCGACGUCGGAGGCGACGUGGUUGGUGAGCUGUGUGCAGCGGUUUUAUGACUUUGGGGGGCAGGCGAGUGGCCGCAAGGGCGAGCUGCUUCGCAUGUUUACCCGCGGUGAUGUCGAGGGGUUCAAGAUUGAGGAUUUGAUGGCUGAGGCGGAGAAGUUGUAG
Molecule: messenger RNA, 3801 nt
Organism: Aspergillus terreus NIH2624
Lineage: Eukaryota; Fungi; Ascomycota; Eurotiomycetes; Eurotiales; Aspergillaceae
Product: glycoside hydrolase family 115 protein
Exons: 5
Coding region: 1-3801 (1266 amino acids)
Biological process (GO): protein-containing complex assembly
Cellular component (GO): mitochondrion
Source: RefSeq, a predicted model, not a curated record